AUGCAGAAUUUGAACUUGGUGCAGUUACAAGUUUGUCAGCAAGAUAUUCUUAAGGCUGAUAUUACUGUGAAGAACCAUAUCGAAGAAAUUAGGCAGCAAAAAUUUAUGUCACAAAAAGAAAUAGCACAAUGUACUAGACACAUUAAAGAUGAAAUGGCUCAACUUGCUCAUUUAAUUGAUGCCUUAGAAAAAUUUGCAAACAAGAUAAGUUUUCGAAAUGAUCGUAUCGAAUUAUUGGCUCAAGUGAGAGAACAUCGGAAUGAAUUAGAAAAGAAUCGCCGAAUGUUUCGUCAAGCAAUUUUGGAGUUUUUGAAAGUUGUGGAAGAACAGUCGCGCAGUUAUUUAUUGCAAGGAUGUGAUGACUCUCAGGAUAUUGAAUUCAGAAAUCGUAGAAAGCGUGCUGAAAACUUGAAAACGCAAACUUUAAAAGCAACCGAAAGUCUUGCAUCAAUGGUCACAAAAAUGAGCAAUCAGUUAAAGCUCUCCGAAGACACAACUUCAACACUGAUUCAUUCCUCAUUUCUUCUUAAAGAUACAGAAUCUGAAUAUUCAUCAAUGGGCGCGCAUAUACAGAGUGGUGGAAAGUUGAUAUCGAAAUAUGGUCGACGAGAAUGUACAGACAAAAUUUUAAUAGCUUUUGCUUUACUGCUAUAUGUUGUUGUUAUAUUUAAACUAAUGGAUGAAAAACCGGCAAAAACCGUAGAAACAGCUCGAGCAGAACUUAUCGAAUCGUUGCGUAAGAAUAAGGCGGAAGAUGCGAAGCGGUUGCUACAAAAAUAUGAUACGUUAAGAUCUGGGAAGGAUGAUUCUGGUCGAAUAGCAAUUCAUUGGGCAGCAAGUGGUGGUUGUUUAGAGAUCGUACAGUUCUGUGUAUCGCAACAUGAAGAUGAUGCUAUAGCAUCGGACGAUAUGGGUUGGACACCGUUGAUGAUUGCUUGCUCAGCUGGACGAUUGGAAGUAGUUCGGUAUCUGAUCAGUCUACCAUUGGUGGAUGUUAAUACGCCAAAUAACAAUAAGCAAACUGCUUUGCAUUAUGCUGCAAGUAAAAAUAGACCACAAAUUACGACAAUGCUACUGAAAAAUGGUGCAAACGUAAAUGCACAGGACAAUUAUCAGGCAACACCAUUGCAUCGGGCAGCUUCUCAAGGUCAUGAAAAGAUUGUACCUAUUUUAUUGAACGAACCAAGUUUGAGGAUUAAUCUCACUGAUUCUGCUGGUUGCACAGCACUACAUUUGGCAGUGGAAGAACAACGGGAAGACAUUGCUAUAUUGCUGGCGGAACAUGGAGCUGAUUUGUAUUUCCAAAAUAAGGAAAAACAGACACCUUUAGCGCUAGUGAAAACUAGCGAAUUACAAAUGAAAUUAAAAGCUGCUGCUGACCGAUAUUCAUCAAAAAUAUGUUAA
Messenger RNA from Acanthocheilonema viteae, 1404 nucleotides. The record is from the annotation of a GenBank genome assembly. Lineage: Eukaryota; Metazoa; Nematoda; Chromadorea; Rhabditida; Onchocercidae.